CGUGCCUAGCCGUACGCAACGCAGCAAUAGCCAAACGGCAGUCGGACACCUUGAAUGCUCAUGCGAACCUAAUAUAUGGCUCCACUGCGACUGCUGUGGUGUUUGUGCACGAUUCAGGCGAGUUUAAGACCCCACAACGCAGCGCCUCCAGGACCGACGCGUCCAGCAGCGCACGAGUCGUCAUCCAGCCACGAAAAGCGGCUAAAGGAAGACUCGCUUGGCUCAGUGUCGCGCCCUGCAUUCUCAGCUUUCGCUUCUCUGCCGGGACCACCGACCGUCGCCGCGACACCGAAAACUGACCUCUCAAACGCGACCGAACCGUGCAUUCUGACCGGUCUCGUCAACGCGUUCGAAGGCAUCCCCGACGACCUCCUCACAAAAACCGGAGGUAAAGUGCGAGUCGACAUCUGGCCCGUCGACGGCGGCCCGUGCCCGGCGAAGGACGGCGGAGUCAUCAUAGGACCCACUUUGGUUCCAGUGGCCGCGGACCGCGUGCUGCCGUUGCUGCGAGAGACGCAACGGGGCUACCACGCCUACAUCCGCCACCUGGACCUCAACUCCUUCCCGGACGUCGCGGACCGCUUGCCGCUCAAGCGCGCGAAGCGGCUCUGCGGGCCCCGAAUUAAGUCCGCCAACCUAUGGCUCGGCGACGGCCGCGUGCAGUCGGCCGUGCACUGGGACGGCCACGACAACCUGUUGCUGCAGUUGGAAGGGCGGAAACGGGUCCUGCUGCUGCCGCCCGACGCCGUCUCGGUGCUCGGCUUUCGACGGUUCCAGUACCACGCCUGGUGCCUCUCAUCGGACGAACUGGAUACGAUUGGUCGCGGCGGAUCUAUGGCCCCGGCAUUCUCUGAGCACGAGCAUUGCAAGGCGGACGUGGAAAACCACUGCACCUUCGACGCUUUUCGUGCGACGGCGACAUUACCGCCAUCAAUCGAAAGGCGAGCGUACCUCGCGGUCCUGGAACCAGGCCAGGCUUUAUUUGUACCGGCAUUAUGGCACCACGCCGUGGCGAGCGAGCCAGAUCCGGCUUCCGGUUUGAAUUGCGCCGCGAACCUGUGGUUCGUCCUCGGAACUGCUGCCCACGACGCAGCUUUACGAAAGACGCCGGCCUGGCCCGAGGCGUUAUUUUGCCUGGCGGCCGCGAAGCGCUCGCUCGGCGACCCGCGGGCCGCGGUUCAGGCGUACGAACGCGCUCUAAAGCUGCGGCCGGCGAUGACCGACGCCAAGCACAACCUCGCGGCCGCCUUGGCCGAGGCCGGCGACCUCAAGGCCGCCGUGGCCCGGUUCGAAGCGAACGUCGGCGGCGAUGCAGCCGAGGAAGCGCGGCGGCUCUCCGGUUUAGGCGUUGUAUAUAAACGCCAAAAUCGUCUUGAGGACGCCGCCGCCGCCUUCGACGCUAGUCUACAGCUCGUGGAGGACUCGCGGACGAUGGUGUACCGGGGCAACGUCGCGGCGCUGCUGGGCGACCUUCCCGACGCGGAGCGGCGCCUCGCGGCGGCGGCGGCGGCGGCGUUGAAGCCCCGCGACAGGGCCGACGCCCUGAACUCGCGGGGCGUCGUCCUGGAAGCGCUCGAUCGUCCUGGAGACGCUGCGGACUGCUACGACCGCGCGCUCGACGCGGUCCCGGGCCACGCGAAGGCGCGGGCGAACCGCGACGCGCUCCUCUAA
This is a messenger RNA of Pelagomonas calceolata, 1671 nucleotides long. Lineage: Eukaryota; Pelagophyceae; Pelagomonadales; Pelagomonadaceae. The record is from the annotation of a GenBank genome assembly.